This is a messenger RNA of Ectocarpus siliculosus, 2148 nucleotides long. The record is from the annotation of a GenBank genome assembly. NCBI's taxonomy places the organism in Eukaryota, Phaeophyceae, Ectocarpales, Ectocarpaceae.
AUGGCGAUGAAUAUGCCGCCCCCGUCUCCGCGGACAGAGAAACGGCGCUUGGCGGGUGCCCCGGCAGAGCUGGAAGUGCUGGCAUCUCCCUCCAAGAGAGGGACGCCCAGCAAGAACCGCUCCUUCUUCUCCACCAGCGGGUCGGACAACCCUCGCACGCCGGCCGAUGUCAGCUGGAUCCGGGAGCAGGCGGGCACGACGCCUCGUGCCCUGGACCGCGACUUCCUGGCGGCGUCCCCCGCUGCCGCUGUCGACGUCGGAGUUCCGGUAGCAGCAGCAGCAGCAGGGAAGGCGACGAAGCAAGCCACGGCCACGGCGACGCCGACAAAGAGCAAGAUGUUCAACAGGAGGACGUGGACCAAGGAGGAGAACGACCAGCUGCACGAAGGGAUAGCGUCGCUUGGCGGUCCUAACUCGAACUUCGGAAAAAAUGAAUGGAACAAGAUCGCCCACCACUUCCUGAAGGGCUCGCGGACGGGCACGCAGUGCGCCACCCACUGGAAGAUGGUGGUGAAGCCGGCCCUGCUCAAGGGGGUGUGGUCCGCCGAGGAGGACGCCGUCAUAUUCGACUGCGUCGCGCGCGGGGUCACCGACUGGACCGAGGUCGCGGCCGCCCUGCCCAAGCGCAAGCCCAAGCACUGCCGGGAGCGCUGGAGCAACCACCUCGACCCGAGCCUCCGCAAGGGUCCCGGCUGGACAGCCGCCGAGGAGGUCAAGCUCGUCAGCGCGGUGGAGGCCAACGGCACCAACUGGAGCCUUAUCGCCCGCCAUUUCCCCGGCCGGAGCGAGGCGGUGAUCCAGCAGCACUGGAACGAGCUCGUGUUCCGCAACUCUGUGGGCGGGCGGCGCGGCCGGAGCGGGAUGGAGUCGGGGGGGGGCGUGGCUUGCAGCGGGAGGGGGAGGGCGAAGGCGUCGACGCUGCCGGGGGAGCCUUCGGAGAUUUUCCUGGGCGACCUGGGGGGCCAGGACCUCAUCGCGCGAGAGACGGAGCAGCAGCAGCAGCAGCCGGCGGUGACGCUCACGGACCGCGAGAAGGCUCUCAUGGACCACGCCUUCAAGACGGGCUUGAACGGUUGCGAUAUCGGGUCGCUCACGCUGUCGAGCGAAGAGGACGACCUCUUCGCUCCCCUCACCGCUGCCCUGCUGCGUGACGAGGAAGGCUGUGGUGGGUGCAGCCCUUCGGGCAUGCCGCCACCGUCGCCGACUUGUUCCCCGCUCAAGGCGCACAAGCAGCAGCCGGACUACACGUCGAUCGGGGAUCAGCUCGGGGACGGCUGGGUGGUGGACGACGACCCCGCGCUCGCUGACCUCUACAGGAGCCUGGACAACAUCGGCGAAUCCCUGUUCAACGAGGACAACUUCGAGCUGAGCUUCGACUUCGACAACGUCGGCAAGCCCGCCCCGUCGUGCGAUAGCGGCCUGAGCUGCGGCCAGCAGACCAACCCUUCCAAGAGCUGGGAUGCUCCAGGCCUUCUCCCGUCGCAGGAAAAGAGCGGGUCUCCGUUCCGCCAGGCCGCGGCCAACGCGGCAGCAACCUUAGGACGCCAACAUUCUCCUGCCAAGCGCGAGCCACAAGGGCCAUCAAAGGGGAAGGAGCUUGAGGAGGCGUGCGCGAGGGCCGCAGCCGCUGCUGCCGCCGCCCGCCGCGGCCGCUCAGGCAGCGGCCCCGCAGCCGCCAACGGUUUUGGCGGCGGCGGCGGCGGCGGCGGCUGUUGCGGUGGCCCCAGCGCCGGCCGCACCAAUCCCGGAGCCCGUCGCCGGACCUCGCGUCAAGCAAGGAUUCCUCCGACGACUGCUGUUCUCGGCCGGCGUGACGCCCACGAAACAGAAGUCCCAGACGCCGUUUUCGACCGUGCGUGGCUGUCUCUCGGAGGCGAACGCACCGUCGCCGCCGCCACCGCCGCCGCCGCAACCGUCCGGUUCGCCUGUUGCGGCAGCGGGGCCGGGCUCUCCGGCCGGGGGCGGAGGGGAGAACCAAGUGCCGAAGAGAAGGGGCCAGCCGCUGUCCAUCGCGCUGUUCGCUCAGGACUCGGUGUGGUCCACCGAAUCCGGCGACAACCGCAGAGCGGUCGCGCCCAGCCUCAAGCACGGGAAGGCGGAGGCGCGUUUGAGGUGGGGGGUGGCCUUGCUUGCAGAGGACACCCGUGA